CUCAUCUCUGUUUGGCCCUGACCUCCAAGACCCUGCAUAACUGCUUUCACGUCCAGGUGGCAGUUGCUGCUUGUUCUCUGGCGUCACAAUUUCCGUUUUGUUUCCGAGUUUCUUCUUUUGUCUUUUCUGAUAUUACGACCGUUGAUACCCCUCCACAAAGUCACAAUGUCUCCUGCGAUAUUCGAUUCUCACCGGAGAACCCCCUCUGGUCAAGAGACCGAACGUCGGAAAUCUGGAAGCGGUUUUCUUUUCCUCAACAACCGAUUCAAGAGAGCCCCUACUACAAAAACCACCAACGAAAAUGCCAUAUCUACUCCUCCUACUCCCACCUUUGGGCCCGUCAAGGAUGGCUACUUCAUGAAGAGGUCCGACUCGGCUCGCAGCAUCCCUUCUCUGCUCCAGCCAAACGACGGCGAUGCCGAGAUAACACGACCCAUGACCGCGAUGCCUGGCAAGGAGAAGGGUUUUCUUGACACCAAGGAGCCUGCUGUUCCCUCCGUCGACGGGGAAAUCGCAAAUUCCGGAGCCGAGAAGGACGCAGCGUCUGCCCCUGGUGCCUCUGUUACAAACGGGGCCGAGCACGCCAAGUCCAAGGCUGUGUCCGUGGCAGAGACUGCCCAGACCGCGGAGGAUGACGCUGAUGACUCGUCUUCAGAGGAUGAAGACGACGACAAGAACGAAACCCAGGCCCAAGAGACCCAGGGGGCCCAGCUUGCAACUCGCGUUGCGGUUGUGCCUCCGCGUCCCGCAACCCCUGAGGCCGACAAAAGGAUUUCCUACCACGAGGAUGCCGACCUUCACAUUAAGGUUCGCGAUGUGAACGGUGCCGUCGUCGUUUACUCUGUCCGCUCUGCCGCCCUCGCUUCUGCUUCCCGCGUCUGGAAGGGGUUGCUCGCCGAAAACACGGCCGCUGUCAUUGAGCUGCAGUCCACCGCGGACACCGCUCAUGGACUUGAUGUGCUCUUUUCCCUCGCACAUUACAAAUUCCACGAACUGCCUACCAUGCCGAAUGUCGGCGACCUUUACGACAUUGCCCUGGCUUCUGACAAGUAUGCCGCCACCCACCUGCUUGUCCCUUUCAUGAGAGACUGGGUUGUCGCCUUGAACCGCCAUGUCCUCAUGGCUGGAGCCCGCAACGACGAGGACAAGACCCUCGUUCUUAGCUGGGUAUUCGGUGAGGCUCGUUGGUUUAGCCGCGUCCUGGCCAAGGCGGCUUACAAGUCGCGCGUCGGUGCUGACGGCAAACUGCUCGACUCCAGAGGCCGUCCCUGGAAUGAGCAGCCCAUCUCGGACGAUGUCAUCAACAUGCUGGCUGCUACUCGUGCCGAGGCCGUUGACAAGAUCAUCAAAGCUGUCAGCAACCCUGUUCACCGUCUCCUCAACCCCUCUUGUUACCCUGGUGAAGAGAUUCGCUACUGCCAUGCCGGUACUGAUGACGGAACCUCCGAGGACUGCGAGCAGCUUCUCCUCGGGUCCGCCAUAAUGGGCUUGACCAAGGUCAAGCUUUGGCCGCCCCCCGAGCCUACAAAGAUCAAGGUCAGCGCCGUCGACCUCGCUAGAGCGUACGGCGAGGUCCGCAUCCGUCGUUACCAGAUCCCUGGUCUGCGUUUCAGGGAUAGCACAGCUGACGGCGCGACGGUUGAGGACCCUCACGCCAAGUGCGGUUUCGGUCACCGCGAGGUGAUUGAGAAGAUUCUCAACACCCCUGCCAAGAUGGCUUCCGGCGUCGUCGGCCAGCUCAUCACCAGAGCCAAGAAGUCCGGUGCGUUUGAUGAGGAGCUUUUCGCGGAUUUGAAGGAGUACGUGCAGGAUGGCGGAGCUGCAGUUGAGGGCGACGACUUGAAGAGCGAUCCCGUUCACUACAAGCAGGUCCGUGUCAGGACUAACGGUGUUGUUGAGAACAAGACCCCCGCCGAUGGUGAGUUUCCUUGUGCACAAAUUUCCAGAUUAUUGGCCAAUAAGCCGUCUGUUUGCUAACAUCAACUAGAUGAUGAUGAGGAUGAGGAUGAUUCCAGCUCCGAGAGCGAUGACGAGUAACUUUGAGGACCGCAACUUCCAUCUACAGAGAUUGCUUAUGAGAAGUUCACGUAUUACGGUUUUGUCCAUGAUGUCACCAAGCACGAUUCAUUAUGAUGAAAUACCCUUAUAAUGUGCCUAGAUUUCCUUAUAUAUGUUUCAUUUGUUGAAUAGAUAUGAAAGGCUUCUCAUAACUUCCCAACCUGUUACCUUCACUAUCAAUUAGGACAGUAUCCACCUACGACGAAUGAAAUCUAUUAUCACAUACAUCGU
Molecule: messenger RNA, 2289 nt
Organism: Colletotrichum navitas
Lineage: Eukaryota; Fungi; Ascomycota; Sordariomycetes; Glomerellales; Glomerellaceae
Exons: 2
Coding region: 166-1977 (603 amino acids)
Source: RefSeq, a predicted model, not a curated record